AUGUUACUAAACUCUGCUGCUCAACACCGUGUCAAACAUUUUAAUCUUUUAUUAGCACGUGAGUUAUCAUAUAUUGAACGUACGCAUUCACAAAAUUUAAUGUCUCAUCAAAAACUUGAAAAUUCAAUACGUCGGGCUAAUAAUCAAAUAUUGAAUAAUAAUCGAACGAAAAUAUGCAUGCCAUUUGAUAAUAUUUAUAAUGAACAAACUGAAUCUAUUGAUUAUCAUAAAAUGCGUAUUAAUGAUCAGAUUAACAUCAACGGUAACACCAACACCAACACCGCCAACACUACCAUCAUCACCGCCACCGCCAACAGUAAUAAUAAUAAUAUUGCUAACUACAAUCAUAAUAAUCCUAAUUUAAAACGUCGUUUAUCAAUUGGUGGUUCUAGUACUAUUAGUCAAAAUCAAGCAAAUUUUGAUCCAAUCGUAGAUGAAUUUUCUGAUGAUACAUCAUCAUUUAUUUCAUUACGACGUCGAAGAUUUUGCACAAAAAGUCAACGUUUACCUCCCAUAGUUAAAGCAACUAUAUCGACACGACACAAACGAGAACCUAAAAAUCAACAAUGGGUGACAAAUCUUCCACAAUCCAAUAAUAAUAAUAAUAAUAAUAAUAAUAAAUCAAAAGAUGAUGUUCAUGAGCACUUAACAAUGUUAAAUGAUGAAUCCUUAAAAUCUACUUUAACAGAAUUAACACCUAUACAAAGACAAGUCCGUUCAUUUCUGGAAACAUUACCAACAUAUAAAGGUGCUCAAAAUGGUUUCGAUAGUUUUGGUCCAGCAUCACUCUAUACAAAUCGCUCACCAGUUGCGAUCAGAUAA
Molecule: messenger RNA, 822 nt
Organism: Rotaria socialis
Lineage: Eukaryota; Metazoa; Rotifera; Eurotatoria; Philodinida; Philodinidae
Source: the annotation of a GenBank genome assembly